Messenger RNA from Stegastes partitus (bicolor damselfish), 1525 nucleotides. Its product is annotated as cell death inducing p53 target 1. Gene Ontology annotation, molecular function: zinc ion binding. Lineage: Eukaryota; Metazoa; Chordata; Actinopteri; Pomacentridae. The transcript is spliced from 5 exons. The coding region runs from base 62 to 619 and encodes 185 amino acids. Gene Ontology annotation, cellular component: nucleus; cytoplasmic side of lysosomal membrane; cytoplasmic side of late endosome membrane. The record is from RefSeq and is a predicted model, not a curated record.
GACUUCUUCAGACAACGAGCUGAACAAUAUAACUACAGAGUGGAAACAGGUUUCCGUCAAAAUGCAGCAACUUCUGGAGAGGAAGAAGUUCCUGUGUAUAUUGAAAGAGCUUAGAGAUUCUGCUGAGUUUGGACAAAGAGAGGAAGCAGUUUCCACUCAGAAAGAGAUCGAUAGCGUUGAUGUCAAACUGAAACAACUGAGUGAUAGGAAGGCUACACUCCAAAAAAGCUAUGAUAACAUCCUCAAUGCCAAACACACGACAAGCAAGAAAGAGGUUAGUUUCGCCUCCAGUCAGAAGAUCGAGACUUGUGAUGUUCCUGGUGUAAAUGUUUUCUACGUUGAGGCUCCACCCAACUUCCCUGCCCCUACAGUGAUUCUGGACCUGGAAAAGCUUCCAGCACAUCCAUGCAGGACACAGUGCCCAGAGUGUCGGGAGUUCAUCAUGACAGAAACGUUCACCUCUGUGAGCAGUUUGACCUGGCUGGUGUGUUUUAUGACAGCUGUGAUCGGCUGCGUGGCUGGUUGUUGCCUCAUUCCCUUCUGCGUCGAUAGCUUCAAGUCCAUCACACACAGGUGUCCAAAGUGCCGAACGUCGUUAAAAACGCUGAAAAAGCUCUGAGAGGAAAGCAAAGACUGAAGCUCACACCGAGCAGACGUUGGAUUUGCAGUUAUUGGUGAUGUAAUCUUUCAGCAGCUUGACUCUCUUGCAGAGUUCAUCUGUUAAUUUUCACCAUUCAUGAUGCAGCAUGCACUGAGUAUCAGUGGCUGAGAGGGAAAUGUCAAACACGAAGCACAGAUGGAUUCUGAAUGUAGAUGGGUUUUUUUGGACCCAUCUGUAUAUCAAAAUGGCACUUACUGAAAUGAAAAAAACGGAUCAAUUUAUUAGAAAUAUACUGCAUUGAUGAGUUUUUUUGAAGUCAUGCCAACAUUCAGUUUUCUUUUCAGAUUUCUAAAUGUGAUGAGCUGUAACUGCAACAGAAAAUUACAGGCUUUCCUUGUAUAGUUUUUUUUUUUAAUGAUAAGCAGUAAAGGGUAUGUGGCGACGCUCAUCGACUGACUGCAAAAUCCCAAACAAUCUCUGUAUUUACAAAAACGACUGUUACAUUUGUAUAAAAGGUAACAUAAAUACACAAUGUGUAAAACAUAUGGCAUACAAACUAUGCAUUGUACAUUUUUUUUCUUUUUGGUGUUGAGUUAUACUAGUAUAGUAAAGACAAAACAUUUCUCAUUCCAGCACGUAACCCCUUUUAAAGUGUGUCAUUUGAGGCACUAAUGUACUGAUAGGAAAAAAAAUAAAAAAAUCACAACAAUUCCUUCAACAUGUCAACAUUCAGGUGAGCUGGUUCCAGAGACAGACAGUGAAUCCCUAAAAAUGUAAAAACAUAUCAGCAUCACUGGGCUGACCUUGAUGCUACAACACGCCCACCACAGGGCGGUGGUGCAUCAUGUUGUGCACUAUUUGUUUUUUGAGCAUCAUUUCCUACAUAAGUUCUUUUUUUUCUUGUAAUUUGCAAAAAAAAAAAGA